AUGUCGUUGGUCUAUGUGUCUCUCUACAUGGCAUUUCUUGUUCUACUUGCUUUUCGGGUUAUAUCAUAUUUCGAUGUCACGGAUGGUACCUUCAUUGACGCACUUUAUAUUACUUCCGUUACGCUAUUCACUGUGGGUUUUGGGGAUAUUGCUCCUAAGUGGAGCGGUACUCUACUUUUCUGUGAUAUGUUGGGUAUGUUUGGAUGUAUCAUACCGUCUAUCUACAGCCAUUUUGUGGGUCAGAUGGCAGAUUGGUUGUAUCAGAGGUAUCUUUCUGGUGUGCAGAGUCGCCGUAGGAGACGCUCCUAUCUGAUGCUUUCAGUUGCUGGCACGAUUUUAGUGCUUAUACUUUCAAGGAUGGCAGCCAUUUAUUAUUUUGAGAGGGAGCGACUUCGUAGACAGUUUCAUACUCAUACCUCUGCACGGAUCAUUCUUGACAUAUUUCACCUGACCGUUAUGACCAUGACUACGAUUGGAUAUGGAGAUUUCGCAUUUGCUAGUGCACAUGGGAGAGCAUUGGCCGCAUUAUGGAUUCCUUUUUAA
This is a messenger RNA of Rosa rugosa (rugosa rose), 543 nucleotides long. Its product is annotated as two-pore potassium channel 5-like. The record is from RefSeq and is a predicted model, not a curated record. The transcript has a single exon. Bases 1 to 543 code for a protein of 180 amino acids. Gene Ontology annotation, molecular function: potassium ion leak channel activity. Lineage: Eukaryota; Viridiplantae; Streptophyta; Magnoliopsida; Rosales; Rosaceae. Gene Ontology annotation, biological process: potassium ion transmembrane transport; stabilization of membrane potential. Gene Ontology annotation, cellular component: membrane.